Molecule: messenger RNA, 2205 nt
Organism: Sinocyclocheilus rhinocerous
Lineage: Eukaryota; Metazoa; Chordata; Actinopteri; Cypriniformes; Cyprinidae
Exons: 2
Coding region: 1-984 (327 amino acids)
Biological process (GO): SCF-dependent proteasomal ubiquitin-dependent protein catabolic process; protein polyubiquitination
Cellular component (GO): SCF ubiquitin ligase complex
Source: RefSeq, a predicted model, not a curated record
AUGUUGAGUCUGUCCUUGGAUCAGUUUUUUCAGUCUGAAUCCUGUUUUAACUACCAGCAGGAGAACAUCCACAGAGCUGUUCCCGGAUCAGCCAUAAACACCAGAGGCUGCAGCACGCACACUGAUGACGUCAUUCGCCGAGAACAACAGCAAACAAAAGAUGUACAUCAUCUUAUAUCCCGUGGGGCUAGUUUGCUCACUCUGAAGGCCAGUUUUGAUCUAGGGGACCAGUGCAAUAAAUGGGGAGAGCUCCUGUCACACCUUCUAGAGAAUGUGCAUUGCCGGGAUCUCAGUCAUUUAGACUUGAACUGGACAUUUACACUGCUGGAACCUCUUGACCUUCGUGUCCACACCAGUUCUAGUUCUCAUCAAGACAAUAUUACCAAGAUGGACCAGGUUAAUAACUUUCACAUUCUCCUAGCCAGGCUUGUCCACAGCUGUCCCAGGGUUACCAAAAUGCGCCUGCACUUCGACUGGUCCGAAACAUCAGUUGCGCUGAUCACUCAGUUUCAACACCUCCGUAUCUUAGAAUUGAAGUACUUUUGGGUCUUCAAAGGGGUCAGUCCGAACACUUUACAGAUGCUGGCGAAAUCGCUGCCUAAUCUAAAAUCCCUCACGCUCCAUGUUCUUGUUCCACUGCGAAAUCUAGGCAUCUCGUACACCCUUGAAUCCCUUUCGCUCGAGUUCCUUGAUGUGUCACCCAGUCGAGGUCUGGUCUUCUCCUGCCUCAACCUCCCAGCGCUACGAGAGCUGCGGGCGAAAAAAAUCGUUCGGGGCAUUACUCUGGACCGCCGGACUCGGCUAAGGAUACAGAGCCGAUGGCCCUGCUUGUAUCAGGUCUUACGUGAAGGGACACCCAAACUUCAGGCCCUUAACAAUGAAAGACUCCUUCCCAGCUGGAAAGAGCAAAGUUACAGAGAGCUGACGUCAAUCCUCCAGCAGUCUUGCUACUGUCUUCAGCAUUUAGACAGCUGGCUUUGGUGAAGUCGAGACUUAAACAAUUACAGGCCACACAUAAUGGCCUAAAGGGACACAGCCACAUCCUGAAGAAAACCAUGUAGAAAAAUUAAAAGGACCAAAAAUAUAAUCCGAUAACACACUUCUGCUGAUCCUCUCUAGUUAAAAAUAUAUGUCCAGAUUCUUAACUAUACAAUUAUGCUUAGGAGUUUCGGCUUGUGUUGUGCUAUGAAGGUUUAUGUUCCAGGUUGAAGUGUGUGCAUUUUUUAGGAGCUCAGGUGAAUUCAGGAAAAUUGUUCUAUUGUGCAAAGAGGAGGAUAAAGCAGAUUGUGGCAGUGGAGUGUGGAUCACUUUGACAAGAACUUUAAUUCCUUAAAACAUUUCAGUCCUUUUGUGUUUCAGUAGGAAUCAUCAAAAAAUAGAGGGCUUUUUGCCUUUAUUUUGUGUGUAUUUUUGUCUUUAACUAGAUUUUAUUUCAGUGUUUUCAGCUUUCCGUGACCAAAAGUUAUGACAUUCCUGAUAAUCUAUAUUUGAGACAAUACAGACAACUUUUUUCUCUUCCGGCAAUUUAAUUUAAAAUUUUCUUUCAUAAACUGGAAUUAAAAUAGAAGGAUUUAAAUUUUUAUCAAGCCUAGAAUUGGGUAUUUUAAGUAUUUUCACAUGAGUGAAAAUAUGUAUUGUGUUGCAUCUUCAUGUUUAUCCAUAUUUGAUGCAAAUGUCUUAUAUAAUAUAAUUAAAAGGAGAGUUAUUGAGUUUAGGGCUUUCUACAGAAGUAAUGAGAGUAAAACUUGAACUGAUAAUACAUUCUUGACAUUAUGAGGUAUCAGCUGACCAAUAAAUAAGCAUAGAUUGACUGAGAUCAGAUGCUUAGCAUUCAUGCCAAGCAUUUAUGUAAUAUAAACCUUUAAGACAGUCUGCCUUCAGUGACGUUUGUGAUCUGAGUUUUUUCUUUUAUUUUAUGAAAUAAAAAUAUUGCCUUUAGCCUUAAAAACCAAUAGACCAAUCAUAUAAUUUAUUUCAUGUGCACAGAAGGUUUUUUAUUAAUAAUAGUUUUUUUUUUGAUUUGCAGUUGCAUUUCCUUGUAAACAACCCAAUGGAUGAAAAUUUGAUUUGUAUGCAGUAUCUCAUGCUCGUCCACAGGAUGGCACCAUACCCUUUUCUUUUCUAGCUGUUGUGUUUCUUUCUUGCCACCCCUAAAAACAGCAGUCUGCACUGAUAAAUGAAUUCUGUGUACUGGCUGGAAUUGAA